AUGGAAGACAUAUGGCAGAAUUUGAAGUAUGUUAAAGCAGCUCUGAAGCAGCUAAAUAACAAAGAGUUCAUGAAUGUCAAGCAGAAGAUAAAGAGUAUAAGAGAGGAGCUGGAAGAAGUACAAGGCAGAAUGAAAGAUCAUAAUGCACCAUCAAGGCUAUUUGAAGUGGAGAAAGGGAUGAUUCAACAGCUAGAGAAGUGGGAUAAAAUUGAGGAAUCAAUAUACAAACAGAAGUCAAGAAUACAAUGGUUACAACUGGGGGACACCAAUAAUGCUUAUUUCUUUGCAAGCAUGAAAGGAAGGAAGGCUCAGAAUCAAAUCACAAAGCUUAUUGACAGUAAGGGUAACACCUUAACAGACUGUAAAGAGAUUGAAACUGAAGUGGUCAACUUUUACAAAGACCUGCUGGGAUCUACAUGUGGAAGCAUACCUGCCAUACAUCCUGGGAGGAUAAGGAAGGGGCCAAUGUUAAGUAGGAAGCAACAUUUGGAACUCAUAGCUCCUUUUAACAAGGAGGAUGUACAUGAAGCUCUCAAGAGUAUUGAUGAUAUGAAGGCACCUGGGGGAGAUGGGUUUAAUGCAUGCUUUUUCAAAAGCACUUGGAAUAUGAAUGGAGAUGAGAUAGCAAAGGUAGUUCUACAGUUCUUUAGCACUGGGAAAAUGUUCAAGCCAAUAAAUUCCACAGCUGUUACACUCAUUCCCAAAGUAAAGAACCCAACUUCAAUUAAAGAAUAA
Nicotiana attenuata is the source of this 735-nucleotide messenger RNA. RefSeq lists its product as uncharacterized. Bases 1 to 735 code for a protein of 244 amino acids. NCBI's taxonomy places the organism in Eukaryota, Viridiplantae, Streptophyta, Magnoliopsida, Solanales, Solanaceae. The record is from RefSeq and is a predicted model, not a curated record. The transcript has a single exon.